Phytophthora sojae is the source of this 249-nucleotide messenger RNA. RefSeq lists its product as hypothetical. NCBI's taxonomy places the organism in Eukaryota, Oomycota, Peronosporomycetes, Peronosporales, Peronosporaceae. The record is from RefSeq and is a predicted model, not a curated record. The transcript has a single exon. Bases 1 to 249 code for a protein of 82 amino acids.
AUGAAGAACGACCAAGGCGGUGAACGUCCAAGGGAUCCUCGGCACAUUUACACAAACCCGCUCCAGCCUUCUAUUUGUCCCAUUGUCGCGCUGGGAUUAUACUGGGCGCCGACAUCAUUUGAUUCAAGCGACCUCCUUUUCCCGGGCAACAAUCAGUACGAGCGGUUUCGGAAGUGCUUUCAGCGUUUGCUAGCUGAGGAAGGUAUUGCCGCGGAAUUAAAGCGCCAAGGACUUAACCCUUGUGAUUAA